UUAUAUUUUUAAAGAUUAUUGUCGAGUCCAAGGCCAAGAGAGAAGGGGAGGGAAGUAAAGCAGCCAAGGCGCGUCUACUGAGCGAGCUUUCCUCGGCUGUACCCCUCUCCGCCUCGCAGCUCCCCCAGAUCCAAAACCCAAGCGCGUGCCCGCCCCCGGAAUCCAAACCCUAGCAGCGCCGCCCGCUCCCUGCCUGCGAUGAGGGGCCUCCGGGCGGACGCCGGCGGCAGCGGCGGUGGCUCAUCCUCGUCGGCCUCCACCGCAGAGAGCUCGCGCUUCGACUCGGGGCAGUACUCCUUCUUCGGCAAGGCGCCGCUGGAGGGGCUGGAGCUCGGCGGCAGCAUGGCGGAUGACGUCGGCCUGGACAGCGGCUAUGGCGGCGGCUUCGGUGGGCACGAUGAUGGGGCAUACCAGCUGUCUCCUGUGGGGGAAGAGAUUGAUUGCAUGAGUAACUUGUCUGAAAUUGAUGAUCUUGCAAGCACAUUCGCAAAGUUGAACCGAAGUAUUGGUGGAACAAGGAAUCCUGGUGUUAUUGGUGAUAGACGAUCAAUUUCCAGGGAAAGUUCUUUGACUACCGACUGGGCCCAGGAAGCAGAGUUCUCGAAUUGGGUGGAUCAUGAUAUACUGGACAGCGAUGAAUUUCAAGACAGCAAACAAUUGUGUCCACAGCCACAGUAUUUGCCUCAGUUUGGAGAGUCAAAACCAUUGAGCCGAACAUCAUCCUAUCCCCUGGAGCCACUACAACACCGCUCCAGUGAACCUAUUCUGGGACAUAGAUCUCCUUCAUUUACAUCCUAUCCUCCACCAGGUGGUGGUGGAUUAUCUUAUCCUGCACAAGGUCUUACGCGGCACUCGAGCAUUCCAUCACCUGGUGCUGGUUACCAAAUGGGUUCUCCAAGUUCGUCACUUACUGGUUCUCCAUAUAACAUGACUGGUCUACCUCAUGGACUGCGGUUGGGGCGAAGCAUGUCUUACACUUCUGCAGAUCUAUACGCAAACAACUUGCUGCAAAACGAAUGGCCAAAUCAAGCUGGUUCGCAUGCUUUUGAGCAUCUUAAUCUACAGCCCAGUUUAUUGCAGCAACAACUAUCUUUUCCGGGCAGUUCAAUGUCUUCUUUGCUAUUUUCUCAGCAGCAACAGCAGCAGCAGAGGUUGUCACUAGUUCAACCGCCUCAUCACAAUUACCUAAACAUGCAGCCUCACUUGUAUCACCAUCAUUCCCCAGAGAUAAUAGGCAGGUUUGAUCAUAUUCCUAGUGUGCCUUCACCAAGGGACAAGAGAUCAAGGUCAGGAAGAGGAAAACACAGUAUACGCUUUUCUCAACAACAAUCUGAUACAGCUAGCCAGAAUGUUGACACUGGAGGAACAAAAUUCAGAUCAAAGUAUAUGUCAUCCGAAGAGAUUGAUACUAUUUUAAGAAUGCAGCACUCUGGCAGUCACAGCAGUGAUCCUUACGUCGAUGACUACUACCACCAAGCUUGUAUAGCCAAAAGAUCUGUCAAUUCUCAGAAGAAGGUGAAUUUCUCCCCCGCGUCAAUAAAAGACUCCCACUCAAAGUCUAGGUCUGGUGGUGAUCAGCAUUCAUACCUGAAGGUUGAUUCUCUUGGAAGAGUGUCAUUCUCUUCCAUACGUAGGCCUCGCCCUCUUCUUGAAGUUGAUAUUCCUGCAUCUGGUGAUGGUCACAAGUCAUCUACGAGGCCACUGGAGAAAGAGCCAAUGCUGGCAGCCAGAAUUACCGUUGAGGAUGGUAUAUGUCUUCUUCUAGAUGUAAAUGAUAUUGACCGUGUGUUACAGUCUAGCCAGGCACAGGACAGCAGCUUCCAACUGAGGCGAAGGCGGCAGGUCCUCCUUGAAGGCUUAGCUACAUCACUUGAGCUUGUCGACCCUUUUGGCCCCAACAAACCUGGCAAUUCAUCUGGAUUGGCCCCGACGGAUGACCUUAUUUUUCUCCGCAUUGUUUCUCUCCCUAAAGGACGCAAGCUCUUGGCACGGUAUCUCCGACUUCUUGCCCCUGGAAGUGAGCUGACCCGCAUAGUUUGCAUGGCUAUCUUUCGGCAUCUUAGGAGCUUGUUUGGGGGUUUGCCGUCAGAUUCUGGUGCUGCAGAAACAACAGUUAGUCUUGCCAAGACCGUGUCCUCCUGCGUGCAUCACAUGGAGCUCAGUGCCCUUAGCGCCUGCCUCGCCGCUGUUGUCUGCUCAUCGCAACAGCCACCUCUCCGCCCUCUUGGCAGCUCAGCUGGUGAUGGUGCUGCUCUAAUCAUCAAAUCAGUACUGGACAGAGCAACUGAGCUACUGGCCGACCCCCAUUCUGCAGCCAACUACAGCAGGUCAACCCGUUCGCUUUGGCAGGCGUCGUUCGAUGCCUUCUUUGGGCUUCUGACGAAAUACUGCGACAGCAAGUACGGGAGCAUUCUGCAGAGGUUCAGCAUGCAGGGAUCCAACUCAAUGGCUGGACCUGAAGCCUCGAAAGCCGUCAGCAGGGAGAUGCCCGUCGAGCUACUGCGUGCAAGCCUUCCGCACACCAGCGAAGAACAACGCCAGAUGCUUCUUGACUUUGCUCGGAAAUCCAUGCCCGUGAUCGGCUACAACCACUCCGGCGCUAGGGGCGGGCAUUCUACUACUUCCAAACCUGUUCCCGGUUAAAAGUACAUGUGCUGCUUGUCUUUCAGAUGGUGAUUACAGAUAGACACGCUUCCUGCUUCGCAAGAUGUGUGAGCUUGGAGAAGUUCCGUUGGCUCCGUGUCGAAAGUUAGCGUUCCUGAGGCUGUGACUAGGAUCGAGGUUAAUUUAAUAGAACCAGCAUUCUUCUUCAGGUGGGUGUAUGAUUCCCCGCCUGAUGGCUAUAUAUCCAUGACAGAUUGUCCAUGUAUGUACCCUGUGUUGUAACUGUGCAGUGAUGGACCAGAUGGAAACCUAGUUUUAACCCUUA
Molecule: messenger RNA, 2929 nt
Organism: Aegilops tauschii subsp. strangulata
Lineage: Eukaryota; Viridiplantae; Streptophyta; Magnoliopsida; Poales; Poaceae
Product: protein PAT1 homolog 1
Biological process (GO): deadenylation-dependent decapping of nuclear-transcribed mRNA; P-body assembly
Cellular component (GO): P-body
Molecular function (GO): RNA binding
Source: RefSeq, a predicted model, not a curated record